This is a messenger RNA of Malassezia pachydermatis, 1191 nucleotides long. RefSeq lists its product as hypothetical. The record is from RefSeq and is a predicted model, not a curated record. NCBI's taxonomy places the organism in Eukaryota, Fungi, Basidiomycota, Malasseziomycetes, Malasseziales, Malasseziaceae. The transcript is spliced from 3 exons. Bases 1 to 1191 code for a protein of 396 amino acids.
AUGGACGACGCUGUGACAGUGGGCGAAUCCCCGGCGAUGGAUCAGGCCGAGCCCCACGAGCCAGCACUUGCGCCAGCAGACACACUCUCUGCUCCGCCUGUGCGUGUCUUGUGGAAAGGUGCACUUGUCUUGCACGAUGGGACACAACUACCAGGUGCGACGAUCGUGACGACUAUGCGUCCCUGGACACAUUUGCGUGGUGAUCUGCCGGAAGCGCCUGCCACGGAUGAGGCCUUAGAAGCCGAAGCAGAAUUGUGCUUUGCCUUGGAAAUGGUACGUCACCAUCCAUUACGGGUGCUGCCUAGUCAAGCACCUGCACCUGCAUCCAAAGAAGGCGCCUUGGCGUCGCCACAGUACGAAGCGUCCGGCCAGAUCCAAAUGCAUUUAGAGGCAGCGGACGAGGUUACAUGGACCUUUCUUGAGCAUUUCUUCUGCUGGGUCGAAGAGGACAAUGCAACAGAACGUGCUCUUACACUGACUUUCGAUCCAAGCUUAGGCACAUCAGCUAUGUCUCUAUCUACUACGAGAUCUUCGCAAGGCGUCUUUGAGUUUGUACUGUUGGCUCGGCAAUAUACCCCUACGUCGCUUGCGCUAGUAGUGGGCCGACGUAUCCAGCCACGCCGAGAAGAGGUGCCUACACGAGAGGUACGCCCCGAUGACCCACUGCCGCGCGUGAAAGUAGAGGCGGACGCAUGGGACUCGAGUGAAGAAGACACAUCGAUGACCAAAAUGGAUGCCCGUGUCCGACGACGUGGCCAACUAUCGGUGCGCGAGGGCCAUGGCCAUACGCCUGGUCGUCGUGGAGAGAAACGUGCACAACGCGUUUAUACGGAUAAACUUCUUGUAAAGAAAGAGGCACCAAGAAGCCCGCCGAUGUAUACGCCUGCCUCGAAGGAAAAAUGGCGCCCGGUAUCAUCGCCUAUACCCAUCCCUGCUCCAUGCGACGCACAAGCUUCCAUGGAGGUGGACAAUCGUGCAUCUAUCAAACGUCUGGUAAAGUACCAGUUGGCUGGACGUGGUAUGGAUCGUGACCACCCUGAUUAUUCGACGUGCUUUCAAACGGCGUAUGCAGGUACUUGCCUGGUGUUUCCUCUUGACAAAAGCAACGUCGCUCAUGUCAUUACGGCACAUCUUGACAUGUAUGUCAACCCAUCGCACCUUCGCCUAUGUGCACCCAUAUCCACGCCGUAG